Molecule: messenger RNA, 1625 nt
Organism: Vigna unguiculata (cowpea)
Lineage: Eukaryota; Viridiplantae; Streptophyta; Magnoliopsida; Fabales; Fabaceae
Product: DNA mismatch repair protein
Source: RefSeq, a predicted model, not a curated record
UUUGUUUCAGAUUGUUCUUUUCCUUCACGCCCAACUGCAAGGAACUCCACCUUUCUCUAACAUAUUUUUCAUACGCAUGAAAAAAAGCUUCAGUUUUAUUUUAUUUUUCUCCCCUUUCCUUCCUUCAUUUGCCAACCCUCACCAUUCCUGCAUCGCCUCCCUCCCCGCGGUUCCAACGUUAUUUUCCAUUUCUUUUCGCUUCCUGCUUUAUGAAAUAGAAAACAUGUUGAAAAUGAAGUUUCUUGAUUGGUACUUGAAGAUUGGGUUUGUAUCUGCUUUGGUUGGGGCUUCUAUGGAGGUGUUCAUGAUCAAAACUGGCUUCUAUGACAAAGUAACUGUUUUGGAGUCAGAAAAGCGUGCCUGGGAGAAUUCCCCGGAUGCUCAGGCAAUUAGAGAAGCUCUCAACCCCUGGAGACAUAUUGAGGCCGAAGAAACAAAAAAGUCCUGACUCAAAGGAUCUUGGUCCCCAGCCAUCAUCUGUGAUCUGUAGCCCGUCUCCAAAUGUAAAAGUCUGCAAGCUCUUGCAGAGUUGCAUGUCUAGCCACCAUCUGGCCUCUGACUGAUGACACACUGAACUUAGACCGAUUCGUUCCUCAUAUGCUUCGUGCCAUCUGUUUUUCUUAAGCUCAAAUCCAAAAUUUGAUCAAUUGCCCCAUUUUGUUACUUUGUCAAAUGUUGUCACGUGGAUCUAGACUGAUGCAUGCUGGAUAGUUGAAUUCUUUUAUUCGCUUUUGUAUAUGAAGAUUAUAUAUUUUUUCAUGGUUAAUCUAGUAGUUAAGAACUUGAUUCCAGUUUUUUUAUUAAGAUUGAAGAAGAAAGCAUUAAAAAACUGUAAUAUUUUUAAAAUUAAAUGAGUCUGCUUGUUUAACUUUUAAUAUGUGGUGGUUUGGUUUGAACACUUUCUUUUUAAACUAACUGAUAAGUGAGUGAAUAGGUCACAUUAAAGUUCUGUUUGUAUAUGCGGAUGGAUAUGAAGGAGCUUUUCCUGUUUAUAUUUGUUCAUUUGUGAGGAGGUGAGAGUGGGUAAAUGCGAGGAACAAGUCCAUGGAGUAGAGGAAAAGUCAGUUGGACGUGCAUGAGAAGACCAAAACUGCACUCUGCUUUAGACUUCACAUGACAGAGAUUUGUCCUCUCCAUUGGCCAUGCAUGGAGAGAUUCCUGAAAGAGGCAGAGAAUUGUUUGACCAUGGUGGUAGUUCAUGAUAGGAAUAAAAAGUACAAGACAUUGAAGGAUGAGUUCAAAGAAUUGUGUAUACCGGAAUCAUUGAAGGAUCCAUGAAAACACGUAUAAGAUGUUACUGUUCUUUUUCUGAUAGAUUAUUCUAGGACGUAUAUCAAAAGUGUGUUUGUUACACUUUUGAUAUACAUCCUAGAAUAACCUAGUAGAAAGAGAACAAUAAUGUCUCAUAUGUGCUUCCAUGGAUCCUUCAUUGAUUUUAGGUAUACAAUCCUUUGAACUCAUACUUGAAUAUAUUAUAUUGUUGUGUCUUAUAUUUUUUUAUUCCUAUCAGUUCGGUGUUUGAAAACUUCACUAAAUUCUUGUGAAUACAUAUAGUAGAGGUUCACGAUUUCUUCCUUCUUUGGCAAAAUUUGUGAUUGUUGGUGUGAGCUGAGUUCGUGGUGUGU